Messenger RNA from Adineta steineri, 1161 nucleotides. Lineage: Eukaryota; Metazoa; Rotifera; Eurotatoria; Adinetida; Adinetidae. The record is from the annotation of a GenBank genome assembly.
AUGGCAAAACCAAUGAAUUAUGAUAAAUGGAAAAAAAUCGAAGUAUCCGAUGAUGAAGAUGAUGUACAUCCAAAUAUUGAUACACCAAGUUUAUUUCGUUGGCGUCAUCAAGCUCGUAUUGAACGUCGUGAACAACGAUUUGAAGAUCAAAAAGAACAUGAAAAGAAAUUCAAAGAAAUUAUGGAACGUCGAAAAAAAUUUGAUGAAAAAUAUAAAAAAUUAGAAAAUGAAAAAGGUGAUUUAUCAACUCUUAAAUCAGAAAAAGAAGCAUUAGAAAAAGAAGAAGGUCAAUGGAAAGAAAAAGAUGCUGAUAUGAAAAAACAAGAACGUUUACGUCCAUUAGAUGUUGAUGAUUUAACUCAUGAAGGAACAUCUAAAACAUCAAUUAAUAAGAAAGUAACUGAAGAACGACCAACAAAUAUGACAGAAGAAGAACAAGCUGAAUAUUAUAAAAAAUUUAUCGAAAAACAUAAAGCUGAUGUUAAAAAAUACGGCAUGUUUCGUAAUUAUGAUGAUACACAAAAAUUUCUUGAAGAUCAUUUAGAAUUAGUUUGUGAAGAAACAGCUAAUUAUUUAGUUGUUUGGUGUAUUGAUUUAGAAAUGGAAGAAAAACAUAGUCUUAUGGAACAUGUUAGUCAUCAAACAAUGAUUAUGCAAUUUAUUCUUGAAUUAAGUAAAACUUUGAAAAUUGAUCCACGUCAAUGUGUUCGACCAUUUUUUCAAAGAAUGAAAACAGCUGAUGAACAAUAUAAACAAGGAUUUGUUGAUGAACUUAAUGCAUUUCGAGAACGAGUUCAAACACGUGCUAAACAAAAAGUUGCUGAUGCUGUUAAACAAUAUGAAGAAGAAGAACGACAAAAACGUUUAGGUCCAGGUGGUUUAGAUCCAAUUGAAGUUAUGGAAUCAUUACCAAAGGAAUUACAAGAAUGUUUCGAAUCACGUGAUAUUUCUAAAUUACAGGAAGUUUUAUCAAAAUUACCCCGUGAAGAAGCUGCACAACAUCUUGAUCGUUGUAUUAAAUCAGGUUUAUGGAUACCAAAUGCUAAAGAUGCUGAAGGUGAUGAUGAAGAAGAUGCAAAACAUGAUGACGAAACAGAUGAAACUGUUGGAAGUGAAGAUAAAGUUACGCAAGGUGUUGAAAAAUUACAAGUUGAAAAAUAA